Molecule: messenger RNA, 663 nt
Organism: Macrosteles quadrilineatus (aster leafhopper)
Lineage: Eukaryota; Metazoa; Arthropoda; Insecta; Hemiptera; Cicadellidae
Product: sperm-associated antigen 8-like
Exons: 4
Coding region: 49-609 (186 amino acids)
Biological process (GO): positive regulation of transcription by RNA polymerase II
Cellular component (GO): cytoplasm; nucleus
Molecular function (GO): microtubule binding
Source: RefSeq, a predicted model, not a curated record
GAGAAUUUUGAAACAAAAUUUAAGUGUUAAGAAAGUUAUUAAACUUAGAUGUUGAGGGUUCAAACAUUACUAUUAACUACUACAACCAGGAUUCUUGAAUCAGCUAAUCGAUUUGGGAGGAUGGGUAAGAAGCAGCGGAGUGAAGAAGAAGGAUACGGCAACGACAGUCGUCCGUGGCUGCUCGGACUGCGGCCUGAGGAACCUUUCAUGACGUCCAGCACAACCAAAGACACAUUUACAGGAGAUCGGCCUUCAGCACCUAGUGGAGAAGGUAUUCGAAAACAGAUGCUAAAGAAAGAGCUUUGGGACCAGGCCAAGAAACAGAUCUUGGAGGAACUAUCAAAACCAGAGACCAACGAGCAGCCGACGACAACUUACAGCGGAACCUUCGUAAAGGAAGGAUUUAAAGCUGAGCCUAUCAAGACUGAUCCAGAGUUGCACCAGAAAUACCCCCUCUACCUAGACCAGGGAGUGAGCGUAUGGAGGGAGAAGCUGCCCUCCCUACCCGGCGCUACACGAUCGCCCCACCCCAGACAUCAGUUCCGCAGAUACGCUGGGUUCACCACACCGAUAGACAAACUGCUUUACGACCCAGCUGACAUUCAUUGAACUUCCUUUUAAAACCAAUAUCAAACAAUCUUAAAUCUCGGUAAAAUUUGUUAA